This is a messenger RNA of Tuber melanosporum (Perigord truffle), 2181 nucleotides long. RefSeq lists its product as uncharacterized. NCBI's taxonomy places the organism in Eukaryota, Fungi, Ascomycota, Pezizomycetes, Pezizales, Tuberaceae. Bases 380 to 1951 code for a protein of 523 amino acids. The record is from RefSeq and is a predicted model, not a curated record. The transcript is spliced from 2 exons.
CACUUUUUGGCCUUCACUGUUCCCCUGACAACCAUUGCCCUAAUGCUCAACAUCGCCCUUGCUCCGAGACCGUCGAUGUUAUAACAAAACAAAUUGGUCACAGACACCUGGGCCCACGCGACCCAGCUCUUUCCUCCACUCCUGCACCUCCCCGAUCCUCCACUCCCCUCUCCCCCCACUCUCACAUUCAGUACAUCACCGCGCAUCAGCUACUACCGAACCCCUCGCUGGUGCAACCCACCGUCGGCUUAUGUGUGUUUAUAUCGCCUUUGCACCCGCAUAAAAGCCUUGAUCUCCCCACUGCGCUCCUCAUUCCGUUUGAGAAUCCCUUCACUCACAAAAGAAAUCGAACCCUCCUAGCAAUCUUUUCUUAUCCCUCAUGGCUCGCUUAAGGUCUAUGGAGACGGGUGCGGCUUCUCCGGCCACUAAUUCAGCACUUGAUCGAAUUGCAGACGCCGCGUCAAAACUCAAUUCCACUGCUACCCCCGCUACAACCCUUGACUACCCAUCCUUGCCAAAACCCGAGUACCCUUCGUUAGAGAAGGUUCUGUAUCCGGAGACCCCCUUCAUCACUCCGAAGCCGGAUAGUCGGAUCCUGGCAUACGCUGCGACAACCGCGAAACAGCUUGGUAACUUCUCGGAGGAGGUUAAUGAUGGGGCCCCUACCACUCCUAGUAAUCCCGCGCAGAAACCCAAAGUUCCUAGUACCGGAUUUGAGUUCCGUGUGAUUAAGACCGGCGAGAAGAAGUUUGAGGAGUUUGUCCCUCCCGCUUUCCCGGCCUCCGUUACACCUGCGAGGCCAAUUGCGGAGAAGAAGAGUAGACGUUUUUCCGACGUUCACAAACGUCAGUUUGAGAAGAUGGAGAGUAUCACUACGCAUUAUGCUGCUAAGCGCACCCCGAAGCAACCGGUUACAAUCGAGAAGAUACCACGCGGUGUCAAGCGGACCAAGUCCCAUGCGGAAUUUGGUGAUCGUGGACCACCGAGCUCGCCGAGUCCUGUCAAGACGCUAGUUGGGGGUCCUUGGAAAGCUGAAUGCGAUGGCGCCAGCCCUCUGAAGAGGACUAAGAUAUCAGCUCUGAAGAUGGAGACGGUCUCCUUGCCCAGAAAACUGAGUGGGAUUCCGAGGUUAGCCGUGACCCCGACAAAGGGCUUCAAGAACCGCUCCGCCACGGUUGCGAAGAUUUCCACGGUUGGAAGAUUGAACCUUACGCCUGCUACUAGACAUAGUCUUGUUCGGGCCGGCACUACUCUCUCGAAGAUUCCGAGUGCUAUAGCUGCCCCAGCCAUAGAGUGUACAGAUCCAACCCCUAGCAGCGCCGCACUACCAAACCGGUGCAUCAAACUCCCAAGCACUGAUACCCCGAAGAAAGAAAGAAACCCACUUUCCCCGCCUAAGACAGAUGGUUUUACCUUCCGAAGCAAAGGUGCCGGAAUAGACUACAAACGUCUCCAUGGCAUGCACUCCCUGAACUAUAACCCCAAUAAAGACACCCCAACAGCGCCAACCCCAUUAUUGACUCCCAUGAGGACGAGCUCAGAAGAUCCAUUUGUAGGAAUAGCCCGCAGGACAGCUGUGGAAUGGGCGCCCGCCGCCACUGCACUCGGUGAGAAACGAAAAGCCUCCCACACCGGUGGUCAUGGUGGUAACGACACUGGGGAUGGAGAGGCUGUGGAUACUAUACGAGAAGGUGGUGCAAGGAAGAGGUUGAAGUUUGCCUCUACCGAGGAACCUUUUGCGAAAGCUACGGGGGCUAAGGAGACUAAGGAGGUUACAGCGGCUGCUGCUGCAGGAACCCCUUUGAAGAAGUCGCUUAGGGACCGUGGGAAAGCUGUACUUCUAAGGAGUAGGCUUAACAUGCUGGCUACGCCUAAAAGGAAAGUUGAGAUGGAUGGAGGGGGCAACGGCGAGAAAAAGGAUAAGGAUGCCGGGAGGAUUAGGUGGAAGUAGACUAGUAAUAUCCUUCUCUUUCCCCCAUAUCUUUGUCUAUGCUCCGGAUUUUCUAUCUGACUCUUAUGUUUAGCAUAGUGGUUUGAUUUAUUAAGUUAGACAAUUGCUUGAGAAAGUGAUUUGUAGUCUAAAUUUUUCUCCCCCUAUGAUACUCAGUUGUUUUGUCUUUUUCAUAAUCCCCUCUCCUUGACGGAGUAUAGGUUUAUUAGAAACUGGUGGUCAUUUCAUAA